AUGUCGUAUCAGCUCUCGCUUCAGCGGACCAACUUCAUGCCGCCUUUCAUGAUGGAAAGACUCACUAUCCUCUGGGGCAUAACCUAUCAGCAGUCCUACCGACAGGUGCCCGGCGCUCUAUCCGCAUACAAGGCCGACAGCAUCGUAUUCCAUUGCUCGUGCCAUGGAAAGCACUCGAUCCAUCUGGCGGCACCCACUAAGGUAGCUCGCCUGGAAGCCAACGCGCCGACGCGCAACCUGAUUCGCUCCAUGAGUCACAUUUUGGACAGCUCGACGCACCAUAUUCGAAUCACUGGUGCAGAUUACGCGGGCACGUACCAAGAGGUGUUUCUCUACCGACCUCUUGCGGAGUGGUCACGGUCAACGGGGCUGGGGCAGGGUCGUACACCACACAUCCUGUACGCACCACUUGUGGUUGACUGGAGCGGUGCGAAGCUGUCGAAAAGCCUCUAUGUCGGCGAGGGCGGCUACAGGACGAUGGAAACCCUGGGUAUGGGCGGACUGUGCAGCUAUGCCAAUCUCAAAUCUCAGUAUGGAGAAGUCGGCCUUCGGAUCAUAUGGGCCGAGGUAAAGUUUUGGUUCGCGAACCCGCACAAGUUAUUUCGAGCAUUGUACUCGGUCGAGUAUUUCCGGGGGAUCUUGCAGGGAACGAGGUGGCAAUGA
This is a messenger RNA of Cordyceps militaris CM01, 663 nucleotides long. RefSeq lists its product as uncharacterized. The transcript has 2 exons. The record is from RefSeq and is a predicted model, not a curated record. NCBI's taxonomy places the organism in Eukaryota, Fungi, Ascomycota, Sordariomycetes, Hypocreales, Cordycipitaceae. The coding region runs from base 1 to 663 and encodes 220 amino acids.